AUGACUGGGUACGACUUGCAAAUUGCAUCAUAACGCGUUAGCUGAUUUGGUCUGUGGUGUUACUUGCAUGGAUAGACAUACACUUCCCACAUUUGCUUUAUUGCACACGAAACAAUACCUACCUUGAAAUCGAGGCGGACAAUAUAACUCAUUGUAAAUAUGUAUAGUUUUCACUGCCAGCCAGCAAAUUCGGGAAGUGUCCAUUGAUAGCGACUAUAGAUGUCCAUUACUGAAUGGUGUGAGGGGAAUUAAAUGAAUGGAAUAAGAGGAAAGCAAGGGUCCAUUAUGUAAAUGGAAUAAGGGGAAAAGAUAUUUUCAACAAUCUUUUUUGAUAAAGUUAAACAAAACUAUCCUACCAUACCAUGCAUGACACAUGUCAGAGAUUCAAAGUGUGUGGGCAUAAAAUGCAUGUGGAACGUAAAUCAUGUUAUUGUAGUUAAAUUAUAUAUAGAAUAUAUAGGACUAUUGAAUGGUAUAUGUACCGCAAAAAUACCGGUAGUUUGUUAUGAGAAACUAUAUGUGGUGUUUGAAAUAUAAAUAUUUGUAUGUUUUAGCAUUAAUUUUGAUGGUUUAAUUAGUCUUUCUCACACUCGAUUUAUUUAUUUAAGUCAGAGUACGUACGGACUGCAAAAUGCACAUUUUAUCACUGUAGUUGCGUGUCUAAUUGUAAAUGUACAGUUACAACUUUGAAAAGUCAUUUUUUACAUUGCUUUAAUUUUCUAGAUUCUUUGACGAGGGAGGACAGUACCCCAAAAAUAGGCGGAUAUUGGCCCACAUGAGAAAGACUAAUUGACUUUACUUUCAAUGUACAUUGUACAUUGUGCAUUGUACAUUGUAGACAAUUUUUCCACUGGGUGAUAAGAGAAGUGUUGAGAGCGUUGGUGCACACCUUAAAUUAAUCAAUAUUUAAUUGCUCUUGUACAACAACAUGUUGCUGCGUCAAACAACUUCACUGUUAUAAGGCCCGGUUACACUAUACACAACGAUAAACAUAGUAACAAAGUUAGCAACCGAAAAUUUAGGAUUUUUUAACUUUUUGUAUUGUAGUUUUUUGUUAUUUCAAUAAAUAUAUCUCAGACCAAAUUCAACUUAUUCAAACAAUCAUGUCUUCAACUGGUCUCAACAGCAUUACAUCUGCCGGCUGGGCAGAUACAAAUACAAAAUAAAUUUAUCUUGGGGAGUAACAGAAAUUUAAAAUUUUGAAAAUUGACUUUAUUGAGAAAGUUUUCUCCAAUUAUUUCAAGAUCGGGAAAGUAUCACAAAAUAGUUGAGAGAAAAGGGCAGAUACAAAAAUUGUAGUGGCAUUCUUGUCGUCACAAGGUAGAAUAUGACCCUUUCGUUUAAUUAGUAUAGGUAAUAGCAUGGUUUCGAGUGCAAUUUGGAUAUAACAUGCACGAGUGAGUUUUUCAAAGACCUCAAAAUAGCACGAGUCCGAAGGACAAGUGCUAUUUGAGGUCUUUGAAAAACUCACGAGUGCAUGUUUAUCCAAAUUUCACGAGAAACCAUGCUAUUACUUAUUGAUAAUUUACAUAAAAAUUUUCGAGAUAAUUGUAGUUUUAACUUACGCGUUUAUAGCGAACAUUCCACUGGCAAAGUUUUCCUGGCUUUGUUAUAUCACAUUAUACAAUACUAACAGCUUGAAAAUUCCACUCAACUGUGUAGUUUUUGUUAGUCUUGCUUAAGGUAAAUGCUUUUCCAUUUAAAAAUAAAGAUAAAAGCCAUAUUUUCCACGCGAAGGCAACUUUUUCUUUGUGUAGCGCGGCGCCAUGUUUGUUUUGUUUUGAAGCAAUAUCUGUGACCGUUACUUCUUUGAACUAAAUUGCUUUAAACUGAUUGGUUGAUUUAAUCAUCACAAUGUUUUUCCACCAAUCAGAUCAGUUUGUUACAGAUUUUUGCACUGUGAUUACAGAAAAUUGCACUGUGAUUACAAAAAAUUGUACUGUGAUUACAGAAAAUUGCACUGUGAUUACAGAAAAUUGCACUACUGUUUGGGAUUAACUGCACUGAAAUCAACCAAUCACAGUCGAGUAAUAUCUUUAUGUAUAUUAUUAUAAUUGAAAUCAUGUGUUGUUGUAAUAAUAUAGGAAGUGAUUGCUGUUUUAGAUUGCUUUCUUCAUUGCUCCGACGACUUUCGAAUGAGAACUAGAAAACAUGCGCUCGUGGCUAUUCGUGGUUUCCGUCGCAUAUUGUCUAUGUUUAGCGCGUAAGUACUUGACGUUAUUUUUUACUAUAUGGUGAGAGCUGUAAACUGUAUUUGGUAUAUUAUUACUUCGUAUGUGCGCUUUUAAGGGCGUGACACACCGGACGCGAUUCGACAACUCUGCGCAAUUUUUUGAUUUUCACUGACCGAUAACUUUGAUCCUGGCGCUAUAACAUUUUGAGUUCUUUGAUCUAGAUUUCUUUUAAAAUUUCUUUCCAUUGGCUGUUUUAUUAACUUUCAAAAACUGAACAAUCGCGCCGCGUUGUCGAAUCGCGUCCGGUGUGUCUUGGCCUUUGUACGAAACGCCAAUGCUGACUGUGUGCGCGUUUUCUGUCUUCUUGAUGCGCAAUUCAUAAUCUCUAUCGACUCAGUCUCUGAUUUUUCUCAACUGUACGUGGCGCUGUUGGAAAAUACAGGCGAAUUCUUUGGCGUCAAAUUUAUCAUGAAAACAUUUCAAUUUCCUUAUUGAACAAUAAGAUGAAAUCCUAAGUUUGCAUGCAUUACUGUAUUUCCUGUGUUGAUUUUCCCGCGAUUAUCUGACCUCUGUAGAAAGUUUUCAGAGAACUGAACGCGCGUCUUGCCAUGUCGACGUUUGUAACUGUGGCUGUUAAAGGCAAAAGCAAUGCUUUUACAUGAGUUGGCGCUUGCAAAAUCGAUUUGUCACAGUUUCAAUACUUGUCCUUCCAAGAAUCGACUAUAGAUUUCAACACUCGCCACUCGGUAGACUUUAUAAAUGCAAGGCUACAUAUAAUUGUGGAUUUGUGGAAAACAUGCAUUUCAUAUAGUAUGACCGUGGCCUGUUUGGAACGUGAUAUUUUGUUAUUUAAUAAUUGUUGAUGGGCUUUGCAGAUGGAAAUUUCGAGUGGAAUUUUUUAUACAUUUAUUAGACCUAAGAAUGAAUGGAAUGCUUCAGUAUACGCUUGAGCGUACGCUUGCUUCAGUACGCUUGCUGUUACGUCUGUUACGUCGCAAGACUAUACAAGAAUACAUGUCCACACACACUGGCAGGCGAAUAACAGCAGGUUAAAAUUUAACCCAUGGGUAGGGUUGAUCGGGCUUUAAUUGAACAACGGGCGCCUGAUCAACUGAACAACUACUUUCUAGAUCAAUAUUUAUCGACCUCAAAAAAGCAUUGGACCCGGUCAAUCAUGCUUUAAGCCCUGAUUCCACGAGCGCUUUUUGUCAGCGAAAUGCGAAAUAUUUCGCCUGUUUCUUUCGAAUUGUGAGCAAUCAAGUAGAAAUAAUUUAUUCGAGUGGUCGCAAUUCAAAAGAAACAGUCGAAAUAUUUCGCAUUUCGCCGACAAAAAGCGCUCGUGGAAUCAGGCCUUUACAAGCUAAACCACUGUGGUGUACGAAAUAAUAGUUUAGAUUGGUUUCGUGAAUAUUUGACCUCAUGAACACAAAAGAUAGUACUCUGGAAGAUAUAUGCAGCAUUUCAAGCGUAAAUCACGGAGUACUCACAAGGACCUACAGUAUCCUAUUGGACCAUUUUUUAUUUCGUACAGAAACAACUUACCUCAAUGCCUGGAUUUUUUAUUUCGUACAUAAACAACUUACCUCAAUGCCUGGCGUCUAUAAGAUGGAUGUCUAUAAGCAUAAGCGGAUGAGAGUGUUGUUUGAUUCUCAACUGCCUCCACAGUGGCGUAACUCCUAUGAGGUCUACCCAGUAAGAACCGGGGGCACCCGGGCAAUCGGGCUUCCAGGGGGGGGGGGCACCCUGAAGUGCCUGAUUGAGUUGUCCAGCGGCCUUGUUUCUAUAAUUUCCGUUUCGUAAAGCUAUUAAGAACUUUUGAGAUUCAGAUUUUCUGUAUCAACUGCACUAGCACAGAUGGUAUAUAACGUGACUCCAGAAGUUGAAGCGAAACUAUGACGAAGUACAAAUGGACAAUCGGAAAAAUGGAAUGUCUUUGGAGCCAAUGGCAGUGAAUUAAAGAAGUACACGACGUGUUUCGACAAACAGAACUGACAAACAACCGAUCUUGUGUUCAUCUGAUUUCUUCAGAAUGGUUUCCACUUGCCAGGAUAUUUCCAAUUUAGAAGGAAAUUGUAAGGACCGGUCAUAAAGCCCUUAAAAAUUGAUGACCCACCCCUGCGUUGAAAAUUUGCUUCAAGGCAAACUCUUCACUUUCUUCGUGUUCUUUCUCGUUCCACUAUAGUGUGUACUACAAGACAUAGCCAACAAGUAGUACACACUUUAGUGGUGAAAAUUCACGGAUAACCCUUCAUAACUGCUGUGUAGCGAGCGAGCCUGAAGCUAGCCUGAAGCGAGCGAACGAAGCAGCAUUCUAAUAUGCCAGAGAGGUGGUUUUGAAGCAAUGUUGGACCGCUGUAAUUGGCAGUAGCUGUUGUGGUUUCCCAGCCAGUGAAUGUAUAAGUAUUAUGGCAAAGUAAAUAAAUAAAUUUUAUUUAGCGCAUUCCAUUGUCGUCGUGCGCCCUUGCUAUGCGCAGCCGCAGAACACUAAAUAUAAGCGACGUGCGACAUACAGUAUUUGAGGCGUAUUUGAAAGAUAUCGUUUUGCUUGCUUCGACUUGUAAAUUAUUUUGACUCAGGCACUCAGCGUAAGGUUUAGUAAAGUUUUAGGCCAUAAUUUAGUGUAUAAAAUAAUGUGACUGCACUUUGUGCCUUGUAAUUCACUCAGUGGAUUUGGCCACUGACCACUGUUAGUUCUAUAUUAUUAUAAAGUUUUGGUUUCUUAGAUUAAUUUAAUUACCGGCUGUGUAUAUAAUGUGGUAAAUGCGCCCAGCAGUAUUAGACUCAAUAUGAAAUCCAAUAGCAAAAACUUGUGUUAUACAAUUUACCUGUACAUCUUAAGAACGCUUUGUCAUUUGUAUUUAUACGCGUACUAAAGCAGCGCGUAUUAAUUCGUCAGAUUCCACUUGGUCUUGGAAAUAUUAUAUAUUCUGGCUGUUAUGCUUUAGUGAAUAUUACUUCCAUAAACAUUGACACGCAAGUAUUCAAUGAGACGCACAUGUUUAAUUUUCAGCUUUUUUAUUAUUAUUAUUUUUUAUAAUAAAAAUGGUGCUUGCCAUUUCAUUUGCCUUGCGAGAUCAUGCCCGCUUGCCACGAUCUCAAUAGAGGCAGAGGAGAUGUAAUAUUACAUUUAAUUGAGGAUGUAUGUGCAUAAUUACAGUGGCAAACAUUUCACUCUUUAUGUCAAAAACAAUUUCCGAUUAGUGCUAUUUUAUAGUUGUGUUUUUCAUAUUUUGCUAUAUAUUUAUAUUUCCAGUUUAAAAAAUCCAUUAAAAUUGGCUUCUAGACGACAAGCGAUCUUCAAAAAGGUCUAUGAUCCCCCGCAUUGGGGGCACCCAAUCCCGGUAGGACCAGGGGCAGCCUGGUCCAAACUUACCCCACUGUGCCUCCAUAAAUGAUGUAAAGCGCGUCGUUCAGAAAGAUUUGUGGGAAAAUAUCACAUCAUGGAUGAAUGAAAAUAAAUUGAUUCUCAACGAAACCAAGACAAAAACUGUACUUUUUCGUAGAAGAUUCAGGCUUGGAAAGAUCCCAUCUUUAGUAUCUAUUUCUUCGUAAAAAUACUUGAACAGGUUUCAAAAUCUUAAAUUCUCAGUCAGACUGGAAAGAACAUACAGAAUCUGUCAAUGUCCAUGCAGGCUGCUACGAUUGAAGCUAUUAUCUCGCAUUAGACCUUGUCUCACUCCUGGCGCGCUUCUAAAACGUACUAUCCUGAGCACAUUAAAGACAGCUCGAUGACCCAUUAUACUGUAGCAUGCGUACUUAUUUAUGUAAUUUGUGCAUGGUAAUCAUAUAAGCUUAGUAAAAUUUUAGUUCAAAUUUUGUAUUUCAUAUGGAUAUGUACAGCAGUGAUUCGUGACCUAAAACAUUUUAUUUGCUCCCUAUGUCCUAUAUAGCCCCAGAAACAACACAAGUUCCAGUUGACACUGUGUCAACACAAGGCUUGCCUGAUGUUGGAACAACGGAAGCACCAACAUCUACCAUUCGAAUCGGUAAACUUGAUAUUCUACUUUGUUUUUAGUUAAUAUGUCAAUAAAUAUGCGAGUAUUUCAAUAACGAGAUAAAAAGUGCGCAUAUUCUAAUUUAGCUCCUGGUCCCUGGCGUUUAAUUUAAGACUGUAAACUAUACGGUUUAAUUUUUUUAAAAUUUCUUGACAAUAUUUCAGUUAUUAAUUACCAUCUCGAUGUUACAAUUGUGAACCAAAAAAGUGUCAUAAUUAUCAUGACCUUUCCUGGUCGAGCAAAUCAGCGAUUUGUGAUUCCUGCAUGUUGGUGGAAGUUAUAUAUCCAAUCAAAUCAACACCUUCUACACGUCAACAAAUAGCCAUCAUAGCAUAUGAUACAGAAACGUUUAUUCCAGUUAUGAUAAACGGCAAGAGCGCAUUUCAGUGUAUUUCCAAGUAUUACACCAGCAGGGGCGGAUUUAAAACGUUGCAACCGUGGCAUAUGCUGCGGUCAGACUUUCCCAAGAUAUAUUUUCCCAGGGUGUAUCUUUGAAAAAUUAAAAAGUUACACUAUUUUCUAAUUGCUGAUAUUUUCAAUUUUUCAUUGCUAAUUAGCGCAAUUUUUUUCAAAUUUACUAAAUUAUGAUGUUCUGUGUUGGCGCACUGUACUCAGGUGAGUAUAAUGUUUGUGAUGUUACUCUGAGUGUAUAUCCACACAUUUUUUACAACUUUCUCUUAUGUACUUUUAGCAUAACACCACAUUCGCUUAUAAACAUUUGGUGAAAACUUGGUAACUAUCGUAUUUAUGGUACUGUACCUAUAUUUUCUUACGUUAAUUUCUUACUUUUUCAGAAACACUUCCAACAACAAAACCUGAAGGUAUGUCAAGAAAUUCUUAAUAAUAAAAUUCAUGGUGCGAUAAUUCAAGAUUUUUUGUCGCAUCUGACUAGUACUCCGAAGGUUAUUGCCUUCAGCCUUGUACUUGAGCUCACUCAUUAGUGAGCGGAUUUCCCAACAGGCUACUGCCCAAUUGAUAGGAGAUGCGAGGUACCUACGAUUUUUAUGUCCUUAUCCGAGAAGACGCGGAAGUCGAUGUAUACUUACUUGAAAUUAUGAGCUAGAACAAGGAGCGCAAUUGCAUAUUCAAACACUACAAUCGACUCGAACAUUUGCCAAGACAUACCAGCCUACACACAGUACACUUACGCUUUCAAAUACAUUGGGCUUGGUAAGUAAGGUCUUAGCAGCAAAAAGGUAAGUACGCAUAUAGUGAGAGUAUUGCGUACCUCGAUGGUGCGAGAUCAUACAUUUACAUUUUACAUUUUUGCAAAUUUUUCAAUUUGUGAUGAGAUAAAGGGCUAUAUAGCCAAGGCUAUGCACUUUCCGGAAGGAUCUAUUAUCGCACCUGAAAUUUAUUUUUUAGCCAACAAUGUCAAACAUCAGUUUUAGCUUUACUUGUUUUCUCCAAUAAAUAAUAACUUAUAUUGAACUAUUUAUUUUAGUGUCAACUCCAUUGUCGACGUUGCAACCUGGAGGUUAGUUGUACUCCUAUUCAUUUUAUAAUAUUUCAUUCCAAUCCAAGGUUCUCAGCUCCUUGGAAAUCCUAGAUUUCUAAUUUAGUCUGAAAACUCCUUGAAAAGUUCUGGAUAUUCAAAGUGAUUCCUGAAAAAGCCUGCAAAAGUGAACUUGUGCGAAAGUAUUAAACGUUCUGUUUUAGUACGGCUGAUCAGAAUAAUUACAAAACUUCCUUGCCCAUAGCAUAUUGAUCUUUUUCGAUAGUCGUACUACUUUAUAGCGAUAUUAGAGUGAAAAACUUGUUGACUAUUGGCGAAAUUAUUUUUGUCAUAUUAUUGCAAAUGGAAGUAGAAACGUUACGACAGAAAAAAGUUAUUGUAAGCAGGGCGUAAGAACAGGGGGAAAGGCCUCCCCCCCCAUUUUUUCAAAGGACCAAAAGUGCCCUUUUUUGUGAUGAAAAGUGCCCUUUCUGUACAAGCUAAUGUCGCAGUAAAUACUAAAUUAACAUCAAUGGUGCCCUUUCUGUUUGGAAAUGUCGAUGUUUUUAAAAAAACAAUCGGUCGAAAACGUGCAAUUUCGGUAUGGUAUGACGGGAAAAUUUUCCUCCCCUUCCCGGCUCCAACACUUCUGGGAAAAAAAUUUUUAGGCAAAAGUGCCCCUGAAGCCGGUGCCCUCCCCCCCAGUCUUUUGAUGUUUCUUACGCCCCUGAUUGUAAGUCGUGUGUUUUUAAAGUGUACGAACCUGCUAACCAUUUGUUUAUUGUCUUUAGUUAUAUACCACAAUUCAUUUUAAUUCAUUUUCUAUAUUGCAUUAAGUUAUUUAAUUAUAUUUUUUGUUUAUAUGUGUCCUGCAAACGUCUUUUUAGAACUCCCGGUUAUCAUAAGAAAUCCGAAAAUCACUGAAAUUGUUCCAGCAUAUAAGAAGCGUUACAAGACAGUUGUUGGUUCUUCAAUAUCAUCGCCUGCUUCCAUUGCUAUUACUAUCGUCUGUCAAGCAAAUGGUGUGCCAACACCAACAAUUAAAUGGUCCCGAAACGGUGUUGUUCUUGAGUGCAGCACCAAGACUGUUACGAUUUUGAACCGAGGACGUCUUCGAAUCAAGUCUUUAUCUGUCAAUGAGAUCGGACGCUAUGAGUGCACCGCGAGUAAUAUUUUAGGAAGUGAUAGCGCAAUAAGCAGGAUCGAUAUCAAGGGUAAGUUUGACUGAAAUUCAACAUUUAGUAUUUAUAGGAACAGAAAUCAGUAUAGUAGAUAAUAUACUAAUGAGAGGGAAGAAAUACAUGAAGAAAAUAACGGAUGUUGGGAUGGAAGGAAGGGAGAGAUGGAGAAUGAAGGAACCAAUGAAAGAAGUAGGGAAGGGGCGCGGGGAUGAAACCAAGAAAGAUGCAUGAGGGGUGCACCGAAACUAUAAUUUUCCAGGGUUCCCGUUUCGGCUAAAAAACCAUGGCCGGAACCAGAACCCUGUCUUCAUUAGAAGAAUAAUAAAGUUCUUGCACUGAUAAACAUCGACCAAAUAUUUAAUUGAACAGAUCACGUAACUGACAUUUUAAUUACAUAGACAUGCUACCAUAGAGACAUAUUCCAACAUUUUAAGGGUGACAGCGUUCGUAUAAUCAUAAACGAUUAAAAUAACCUGAGUUCUGGUUCCGGGCGGAACUUAAAAUAUUGGUUCGGGUGCUCCUCUAAGAUUGCUGGUGGAACGAAUGGACGGACUUCUAAAUUCAAUUCCACAGUAAUUUGAUAUGAUAGUCCUGUUUGUAUUUUAUUGCAGUUCCUAUUCGAUACUUCCUUCCUAUCUUCUUUUUCAACCGCCUGGACGAGGAUGUCGUGAUAACGACGUCAUUAAAAGCACCAUAUGGUAAUCUACCUGUUGCGCCCAACGGCUCUUUCCGCUGUGUACUGCGUCCACUAAACUCUGGUCGUGUUUUUAUCAACGCUACUGAAAAGGACUCUGGGAAAAGACUUUUGGUUAACAAUAAAGAAACUGUUUCAUUGCGUACAAAUAGUUCACUUACUCGAUAUUGGCCUAUUGAUAUUACUGCAGGUAAGAUAGUGUCCCGUUAAAUUGCUAACUUAAUAUUGUACAGACCAUGUCUGGAUUUUAGGUAUCUUAUUCAGUAGAAUUAAUUAUGUAAUACUUCAUUUAAAUUGUGCUUAUUUAAUUGCCUGAUUAUGAUCACGUGACAUGGAAUAAAAAUUACCAUUUGCUGAACGUGCAAUGGAACACGUUCCAUUGCAGGCUCAGCCGUGCAAUAACGUCAACCAAGACCAAUUUUUACUCAAAACACUUACUGUCUUUGUAACGACAGACCUUGUUUACGACCAGCGACUGAUACAAAUUGGAGACGACCUACCUUAUUCUCAGAUUUUGCGAUUUACAACAUCGCAUAAUUGAACUUACUGUUUACAGUUGAAACCCGGCAUAAUUCAACGUGAUAAAUAGGAUAAAUUAUAUCUGUAAUUUCUGCCAAUCUGUUAAUAUCACGUACAGUAUGUAUGCAGUAAGAGGAAACUCGCGAACUCAACGUUCCACGUCUGCUUAUGUAUGGCUCGAUAGCAAAACCUUUGCUUGCACGAAUUUUUUCAGCCGUCUGCUUGUUUUUCUUUACUUUCACCCCUUGCACGAUUUUCUAUUUUGUUUUGCUUUGCGCGAAUUUUGGGAUCAAUUGAAGUGUACGACCCCCAUAAAUUAGUUAUCUAAAGAAAUGCCUCGUUCUUUUAUAAAGCCUUUUUAAUUUACUAAAGACACUUUUAAUUCAUGAACUAGAUCAUUCACGAGCAAAAAUAAGUAGGAGUUCUUAAAGAACGAGGCAGUUCUUUGGAGAAGUAACUUCUGGGGGGUCGCAUACUUCAACUGAUCCUUUUUUGUCCCUCCCCGCCAUCACCUUUCUACUGGUUCGCUCCCAAAGAGUGCUUGCUGCCCUUGUCGACAGAUCUUGGAAAUAUUUGGCCGUAAUAAUUUCUGCCUCUUCUAUAUUUAGCUGCACCUGAACAGUAUUACGUCUACCUAUAUGUUGAAAACAAGUUCGCCAAGGAUAUCAGGCUGGUUACUUCACUGACAAACUUUAGGAAUACAAUUAUUGAAGCUUCGAAGGGGAUUGCACUCCGUUUCCCUACCACAAGUCAAGCCGCAGUAACCAUCACUGCCUUUGAUUCAACCACUGGUCAACAAAUCAAGAUCAACAAUCUGGACAGUAUGACUUUCAUUCCAUCUCGGCAAACUGCUACACCAAAGAUAUUGAGCAUUACAGCGCCAGGUAAGGUUUUACUAAAUAUUUGAAAUCACCGAAUAUUAUGUACUGCAAAAAAAUUUUGACUCAAAUUUCAGUACAAUAAUACACCACCACAGUUACUCGAAAUAAUGAGUAAAAUUACUCAAAUUUACUAAUUUUUCUAGUCAAAAUUUUGUAAUCAAUAGUUUGUUUAAUGUUGCCGUAGUUGUGCCAACGCUUCUGCAUUUACGUAAGUUUUUCAAGUUUCCUCAUGAAAGAUUGGCAAACACGUUAGUCAAAUUUAGCGAAAUUUUUCCCAUUCGCGCGGGCUCGUAUUGUCAGCGGACAACUUACACAAAAUGGCCAGUUCUAUCUUCUGGAAAAUGCGAGUCUGCGCUGCUAGGAGAAAAUUUGCUGAAUAUGACCAGCAUGAAAAUAUUUCGAGAGUGAAUUUGGCAUACGGUACUACAGGGUGUCCCACAAAAAUGGUGUCCUAAAACAAACAAAAAUGCGUUGUCUCUUGGGAAUUGUUUUUGCUGAUUCGUCUGCUGUGUGUUGUUUGGCAAAAUUGUAGUUGGUUGCCAGUUAUUUCAACAUAUUAAACUUCAUUAACUACGAAAAUAACGUGCACGAAAAUGCAGAUAUGCAUCAACUUGGUUGGACAACAAUUUACACCUGAGGAAAGCACGUUUAUGGUGCUACUGUACCACAAAACAAGAGAGAGAGAGAGGGUAUACAUGUAUUCGUUGAAAUUUAUAGCUAAAUGCUAAGAAUAUUUUUCUAUUGAAAAUAAUGUAUUUUGAAACUUAACUUUUAUAGAAUAUUUGCCUGCGAAUAGGAAUUUUAUGUCUGUCAUCUUGUUAUUAUUAUCAUAUUAAUUAACUCUGCCAAGGGUGUGGAGGAAACCUGCUGCGCAAAGGUAAAACUUUAGCUGUAGGCAAAUAGUUUAACUGAUGGAACAACCAGAUUAUUUACAGGGUGCUGUCAUAUAGACACACUCAAACAUUUUACGUUUAGUUGCUUAUAGUCAGCUGUCGAGGCAAGUCAUUAAUCUUUUCAGCGGUAAUUUUUAUACAUCCCAUCUCCUCCCCACGCCUGCAUCCAUCAUCCUGGUGGUUAUGAUACUGGGGGAUGUGUGGGCGUAAUUUUUGCCAUCACCUUACUGGGCAAAACAAUGUUGAUACAUAUGUAAAAGUUAUAGUUAAUUAUUUCUGUCAAAGUUAAUAAAUAGUAAGUAAUUUCAAGAAUAAAAUGGCUAGGGGUAAUUGUAACCCCUAGCUCAAAAUAUCCCAAACUCGCGUUUGGCUCUUUCAAUUUUAAUUUAUACGGCAAAACAAGUGCCCAGUAACGAGCUGCGGAAAUGCAACAUCUAUAGUGCGACAUGUCAGGAAAUAGUAUAGUUCACUCGCGCAAGAUGACAGACAUAAAAUAACUUUUCCAAUAGCUGCCAUAAUUGCCAUAUUUUGACAAAUAAAAUACUGAAAAAUAAAUCUGUUAUAUUAAACUUUUGUUAGGAUAUAAUAAUUAAUAGCUUGCUUCUCAGUUAUAUUUACAGGUCUACUAACGAUGGCGGGAGGCAUUUUUGGGAGAAACACAGUGUAUAUCUUGGUUUCCAACAUAUUACAUAUGUUUUAGUAUUUUGAUAGGCUAUAUUUCUGUUUUUUAUUUAUAUAGGCCAACCUGUUUCUUACUGGUUCUACAUAGAGGCUACAAAUAACCAUCCUAGGGCGGUGGAGAUGGUUACGACGAUGCGUACACCCAAUAACACAUUCGAUAUUACACCUGGCAAUAUAUUCAGAAUGACUGUUAGAAUCAACAGUCCAAACUCUAUUAUUUUCCGUGUUUAUGAUAAGAGCAAUGGAUUCCCAGUUAUCAUCAAUGGAAAAUUCUCUGUUAGGUUAUCACCAACUCCAUCCCUACAGUCGGGUCCUCAACAGUUGUAUAUCGGAGGUACGUUCGUAAAGCAAUCAUAUCGCCACUGUAUAUUGAUAGAAUGACGCAAAUUGGCCAGUCAUCUUUAGUGGGGUACUAGUAACGUAUCUAGCCUUGAGCAAGAAACCCUGGGCAUUGCUUUUGUCCUUUAUUUAGCCAAGGUCUGACCUGUACGAUCCUUGGCUUCCGCCUUACCUUAGCUAAGCCUUGUGGUAAUGUUGUCACAAUUACCUUGCCGUGCCUGCUCUGAUCUGAUCUGACUUGAUCUUGGCUUGCCUCGCAGAACAGAGAUUGCAGUUUGACUUUAUUAUUUAUGAAGACAAACCGGAAUAUUUUUACUUUUUUGUCAGUCGUCAGGUCAAGCACAUUCUACCUUCGAGCUGAGAACUCUUGACACUUAUGUGAAAAGAGUCAGUCAACGCUCUAACGCCCUAACUGACCCCUAACUGACCAUUCUACCGUUGCUGUGUUCCGUGAUCAGACAUGACCUAGAAGGUGGCUGGCUGAGUGCAGAGUCCCACCCCCACCCCAUUCAGGGUGAGGGGUUAAAUGGGUUGGGUGCCUCCGGUUAGGAGGGGUUAGAAUGGAGGUGAGGGGCAGGUUAUAAAUGUGUCGGUAUGAUGAUAUAAAUCAUACAUAAAAGUGCACCUGUAUGACGAUAUGCAUCAUAAAAAUAAAGAGACAUGCUUGUGGCCUAUAUUAUAAAGCAGCAUGCCGUACAUGCAUACGUAAAUUGUGUUUCUCUUUUUUUCAUCUCUACAGCGCCACCAAAGAAAAAACUGUAUGUUGCCUAUUACAUCACGAACAAUUGCGCAAAUCCAAUCAAUAUUAAGACCAACUCUUCUCUGCAUCCUGUACUUCCCUCUGUUCAGCCUGGCGGAACAAUAAGAGUGCAGCUACCUUUAUCAGCAACUCUAGCCAUUCGAGUCUUUGAUGCUUUGACUGGUCAACUUCAAAGGAUCAACGGGCAGACAGUUGUGUAUAUAAAACCCACAGAAGAUGAGAAUUCUCAUGUUCGUUUGUAUGUUCCAUACAGAAUCGCAGGUAAUGAUUAUGUACAGUACACUUUGAAGACAAUGCUUCACAAUUCGCCUUUUUGGCCUAUAUUGAAACAUAGAAUGAAAUUAUUGCUUGCGUCAACAUCUUUGUUUUUAAGGCGAUUUAAUCUAUGCAAAUAUAUGUUAAAUAGUACAGUAUGUGUAUUAACCGUGUUUUUUAUGCCAUAAUAAUAUGCCUAAAAAUAUUACUCAGUGCAAUUUUAUCGAGCAGUGCAAUUUUAUCGAAAUGCAGUGCCAAAAAAGAAAUUCAUUGCCGAGAAAAAGAUUUAUGCAGCGAGCACAUAAACAAGUGACAUUUUAAAUAAAGUUUUGACUUUUUACUGUUGAAAACCUGUCAAGUUGUUGAGCGAUAUUCAAAACGUCAAAUUAUACUCGUUCUUCGGACUCGUGAAAUUUUUAUCCUGCAAAACUCAUUCUUGCAUGUGUUUUUUCCAGAUUGGAUUCAAAGCCAUAGUAAUAACUAUACAAAUGAUUGCUUGUUAAAGCUUUAAUCACUGGACGAACUUAUUCACGCGAAGCGAACGCAUAUUGUGGCAGCAUGAUUGGUUAUAUAGUGAAAACAUUUCCCCAGUGAAAAAGUCAGUGUUCCAGGGAGUUAAUGACAUAGAGCAGUUGUCGAUCAGUACAAAUAUAUACAUUUGCUGCUUUUUAGAUCAGCAUUUUCCACAUAAUGUUGUAAAAAUUCCCAGUUAAUUUAAGCGGGACUCGGUCCGUAUUCCACAUGCACCAUUCUUGUAAAUGUCGAGAGGUGUAUUACUCAACAGUCCUCGUAUAUUUCAAAUAUUUUUUCAGUUUUUGUUAAAAAAAUACUGAAAUUGCCAUAUAUCCAUAAAAUUGCAAUCCUCAAAAUCGAGCCAAUAUGUCCUUUAAUUAAAUUUUGUUGGAAAUUCCGCAAAACACCCCGGAAUACAAUGCAGGGAUUUUGAAAUGUCAAGAAUUUUUGAAGAAGCUUUUUCUCAGAGUGAAACACCCUCGGUGGCCAUAUUAUAUACCACGAACGUAUAAACAUCAUUAAUUAUAAAAAAAAUCACCAUAUUGAUUGUAACAAUUUUGAUCGUUAUAGCCACUCAACCUCCUUCUGGUAAAAGAUACUACGUUGCGUUUAGCGUGAGAAAUAACAACGCACGAGAAAUCACAGUUCGCACAACCCUUGCUGAACCUUACCAACUGUUCCAUGUCCGACCUUUUGACACGAUUACAAUAAACGUAGCACAUGACAGCGCUCAACCUGUCUUUAUACAAGCUGUGGAUCGUACAACCGGCACUCCCAUUUCACUGAAUGGCAAACAGUCGAUUACUCUCAUACCGCAAGCUACGCCCGCUGUGUCACAGCUCUACAGUGCUCCAAAUCAGUGUAAGUUGCAACGUAGUUUAUUAUUAAUUCACGUAUACCGUAUAAUUAGUGUUGACCCGAACCAUGCAUGGAUAGCCCGUGAAUGGACGCUCAUUGACACAUCAUGGUUACAUCGACGCAUAACCUAAGCCAUGACUUCCUGGUAAGGAUUGUAAAACUGUUGAUACGUGGGGAGAUUUCUUUUCGCCCCAGACACGCCCCCGCCCGCCCAGUUUUUCCGCAGUUUUGGAAUAAUUACAGAAUUGGUCUUGUGGCUACGCCCGUGCGGAAGAAAACGCCGGAAAGUAGCGGCUCCUUGAAAUACUGUCGUAUUGCUGAUAUGUUUGCUAUUUUUAAUAUUUAGAAAAUAAAGUUGAUAUAUACGCCCUCUAGUUGGGUAUUUGACAGAACAGAAAUAUAUGUCAAUAACGUUUAUUGCUCACUUUUUCAGAUCGACCGGUCUAUCGUGUCACAUUCACUUUGAGAAAUACCGGAAGCAAGACUGUCAUUCUCCGAUCAAAACUUUCUUCUCCGGACCGAAGCUUCCGGUUGGCACCUGGGCAAGUCUACACGCUUAAUAGAACCGUUCCAAAUCAGCACGCAAUGUUCAUCAACGUACGCGAUGCGGUUACGAAUCAACGAGCUUAUGUGAAUGGAAGAACAGUCUUCGUCCUUUUCCCGAAAGUAUAUCUUGUUCCUUACAAGCGGGGUAAGUUUUCACACGUGACAUAAUCUCGUUCGGCGGAUCACCUGAAAAAUAUAGGCGGAACUACGUCGUUUCGCUCGAAACAUUGAAGUUGCGCUUAUAUUUUUCAGGCAGUUGUAUCUCACUUAAUCUUCAACUGUACACGUGACAGUAUGUAGUAUAAGUAAUAUAAACGUUUUGAAACAUAUUGUGAAAACGUUUGUGCAGUCGAACCUGCAUGUAUUAAGGUGGCUCUGUACAGUUUUUUAGAAAUAGAAAAUUUGCGAUUUAGCUAUAUCCGUGUUUUUGGACAAGUAUUAUACUUGUUGAAAAAACGAAAUGCAGCUGACUUAUGUAAACAACAUCUAAAGAGUUUGAAAUUCUGCACACAGGUUUGACUAUAUGCACUGUACGGUCAUGAACGCAAGUUGGGUAAAAUGUGCACGGGUGAGUUUUGACAUGGUGUUUUCAGUCCUUCACAGUGCAUUUUUUCAGUGGUGGGGCAAAACUCUGAGUGCCAAAGUGUCCAUUUUCCAUGCCUUCCUCCAGCAUAGUAUGCGAUCGCCGAAGGUGUGAGCAGAGUACCUCAGGCACGAGUUAACUUGAGGGGUUGAAGCUGGGGGCAUGCCCCCAGGAAAUUUUUAAAAUUUGGGUCUCUGAAAUAGCAUUUCCUGCAUUCUGAGAACACAUUUAAAAAAAAUCUCAGCUUCUCAAAACAAAGUUUCAAUGGUGAAAUUUGUAAUAAAUUGCAUGCUAAACAUUCAAACAUAACAUAAGUUUAAGUAUGCUCACCAACAAAUUUUGUUUUUAAACUUCUUUUCAAUUUUAAUUAAACUCAUUUACUCAAUACAGGUCCUAGGGUCCUGGCUUUGGGGCAACAGGCCAAUUUUUUUCUUCAAUGGUGGGGCCCAGUGGGGCAAAUGCGCCACCAGUCCAUGGUAUUAAAAAAUGCCUUGGACUCCUUCAUUCAAAAGUCCAUCAAAAAAGUAAAAUCACCCCCUUGUCAAGUAGACCGAUAUGUUGAAUUUUUUCGCUUAAAAUCGUUCCUAUAGUGUCUUCUUGCUGUAAAUUGCGCUUAUUAGCCAACCAAAAUGCGUAAAGCGCAAGAAAAUUUGCCCCGUUCUGUAUUUCCGUUCCUUUCUUCGUUGUAUCUCCUUUUCCCCCACUAUGUUUCCUCCGAAUUGCACUGCUGUCGGGCAAUCAGAAAUGAAAAUUUUUUAUGCACUAAAUACUUCGACAGAUUUUGGUUUGCAACUAGCGAUUUAUACACAAGUAGCAAACGGCAUCCUUUAUUCUCAGAUUUUGUGAUCUAGAACAUCGUGUCAUAUAACUUACUAUCUAAUGUUGGAUCACGAUUUUUUUCAACUAGAAAUUGAUUUCGUGCAUUUUCUUUAAAUAUUUUAGUUACGCGUGUACUGUAUCCUCUCCGUUUCUCGGUCGAAAACAGAUAUAAUAAGAAAAUAUAUAUCAAAACAACGCUAUCCAAGCCGUAUGAUGUGAUCACGUUCAAUCCCAAGCAGAAGAUAACGGUUUACGUGAACUCUACAUCAACUAAAGUGGUUGAGGUUAAAGCGUACGACUUCCUUCAAAAUACCGAGUUACUACCCAUCAAUGGUCAAUUCAGUAUUCAGCUUACCCCUGGAGCCACUUCUUUAAUUCCUUUAGCUGUACCUUCAGCAGACUACAGUAAGUAA
This is a messenger RNA of Paramuricea clavata, 17539 nucleotides long. NCBI's taxonomy places the organism in Eukaryota, Metazoa, Cnidaria, Anthozoa, Malacalcyonacea, Plexauridae. The record is from the annotation of a GenBank genome assembly.